Messenger RNA from Trypanosoma theileri, 852 nucleotides. RefSeq lists its product as uncharacterized. The record is from RefSeq and is a predicted model, not a curated record. The annotation marks the transcript as partial. NCBI's taxonomy places the organism in Eukaryota, Euglenozoa, Kinetoplastea, Trypanosomatida, Trypanosomatidae. The transcript has a single exon.
AUGAUGAAUCGUGUGCUGUUUUUUCUUCUCUUGGUGCUGAGUGCUGUUUGUGUGGGUGCUGUGGCUGGUGUGGAGGCUGCAGAUGGGGCCGCUGGAGAGGAUGGUCCUGAAGAGCCUGCUGCUCGUGGUCAACAGCUAUCUGGUGGUGGAGAUCGAAGAACAGGAUUGGGAACCACACAAGGUCAUCGUCCUGAUUCUGACAGCAGUGGAUCUCAUGGAGGCGGUGAUCGUGAUUCAAGAAGUGAAAAUAAUCUGAAGGGCCCAGAAGUGGAUAUGAAAGGGCCUAAGGUGAACGUGGAGCAAACACAAAGGGUUGACGGAAGGCCUGUUGUAGAAACUCAAGAGGGUAGAAACCCGUCUGAGAGGGGUAAUCAAGCUGGGCAAAGUCAGAAACAGCAGGCACAAACUUCUGAUCCUGAACCAACUUCACUUUCUCCUGGUACUCCUUCUCCACCUGGUAGUCCUACUACAUCACAUCCUGAUGAACCCACAACUGUUGGUGACACAUCGCCCCAACAGAUACCAAGUGGAAGUCGUUCACAGGAUAACAGUGAUCAGAGAGAUACAGAACAAGGUGCCAACACACAGAACACGCACACAACAGGGCCAGAAAGGAAUGAUGGAGAGGACUCUUCUGCUUCCACAACUCAAAGUACAGGUAAUACUUCUUCCAGCAGUACAGCCACAGAUGAAGCGCAGAAUAAUCAGGCUGAAAGUGACCCUAAUGUUGCAACACCUGCAGAGGGUGAAUCAACCAGUGAGGAAUCAACCACCACCACCACCACAACAACAACAACACUUCCUCCUGAACUGACAAACAACAAGAAGGGUGAUGCAGACAGCAGCAGCAGU